Centruroides sculpturatus (bark scorpion) is the source of this 1119-nucleotide messenger RNA. RefSeq lists its product as uncharacterized. Gene Ontology annotation, biological process: DNA replication, removal of RNA primer. Gene Ontology annotation, molecular function: nucleic acid binding; RNA-DNA hybrid ribonuclease activity. Lineage: Eukaryota; Metazoa; Arthropoda; Arachnida; Scorpiones; Buthidae. Bases 1 to 1119 code for a protein of 372 amino acids. The transcript has a single exon. The record is from RefSeq and is a predicted model, not a curated record.
AUGGCAGCCAGGAUCUGGAACAUUAACAACUUAGGCACCAGCAACUACCUCUGCAACACCAAUAAGAAUAAUACUAUGCUUUCUGAUCUCCCUGAGCAAGUAAAGGAAGAUAUCAAAUCCUACGGUAUUGAGGUGAAGGAUGCUAACUCUAAUAUGACGGUAGGCUACCCUACCAUCAGUAGUUACACCCUUCCUCAUGAUGAUACCUGUGACAUCUCCAUCUACACCGAUGGGUCCAAGGACAACGAGAAUGUGGGGGCAGCGUUUGUUCUUAUUAACCAUCAAAACGGCGACACUCAUAAGUCUGCCUUCAAAUUAGGUCCUCAUUGUUCCGUCCCCCAAGCGGAAAUACUUGCUAUUACUAAGGCAAUUGACUACGUUUUCACUGAUUGGUUCCCCCGUAACAAAACCAUCAUCGUUUAUACCGAUAGCAUCACUGCCAUCCACUACAUUACUGGCCUCCGACACAGAGGCUAUAACGUUCUUCGAAUCCACCGUCAUCUUGCCUCUAAUACGCACAACCACAAUGUACAUUUUAAAUGGGUACGUGGACACUCAGGUGUAGCAGGCAACGAAGCCGCCGACAGCCUCGCUAAAUCCGCCGCAGCCUCCUCCCUCCCGUCUAGCUACGACAAGAUCCCACCUUCUAAAAUUAAGUACUGGAACUUCCAGCUUGCAAUCCACCAAUGGCAACAGGAAUGGGAUAGCAGCAUCACCGGCAGGACAACUUUCAACUUCAUCCCUAACAUCACCCAGCGCCUUCAGUGGAGACACUUCUCUCCUUCUUUCGCUAUGACCCAGUUGCUUACUGGUCAUGGUAACUUCAAAGCAUACUUAAAAAGGUUUCAUAUUCUAGAAGACAACAUCUGUCAGUGUGAUGGCACUUCCAUCCAGGACAGCAGUCACUUCCUCUUUGACUGUACGCUGUUCAACCAGAACUGUGACAUUCUUAUUGGCAGUGUACUCUAUGCUGGCUUCAACUGGCCCUGUCCUUUUAACGUCUUCCUUGAAAACAAGGACAUUUAUUAUAAGCUAGCAGACUUUCUCUCAGCGACGGCAGCACUGAAUCCAGCGAGCAGUCUACACAUCGCAAACAACAGUGUUCGAAAUCCUGAUUGA